Molecule: messenger RNA, 1951 nt
Organism: Fusarium oxysporum Fo47
Lineage: Eukaryota; Fungi; Ascomycota; Sordariomycetes; Hypocreales; Nectriaceae
Exons: 4
Coding region: 1-1902 (633 amino acids)
Source: RefSeq, a predicted model, not a curated record
AUGCUUUCUGCUGAACCAUCGUCGUCUCCGAUCGCCGCCUUGGCUAUGGAUGGUGGACAUGUUGAUGGGUUACACAAGGGGAAGACGGAGAGUAUUCAAAUACCUCAUGUCAAGACGACUGAGAAGGACGAUGAAUCUAUUGCUUCCGGCUCAACCGACUCUCAGUCUCAGCUCAAGAAGAGACUCAGUGCAGAUAUGUCGAAAGAACAAGUUGAAGAUCUGGUGCGGAAGUUGACCAUCGAUGAGAUGAAGACAAGAUGGUUUGACGAGAUCUUUGAAAAGGUCAAGUCUGAGCUGGUUGAGGAGCAUUCACCAGCAGAUACACCUUCAUCUUCAGAACCUCCAAGCCCCAGAUCAGACCCUGCCAAGCCUGCUUCUCACGAAUCAACUCCCCGAGAGUCUGUUCGCGAAGAGCCGAAGAAGCAUGAAUCAGCGUCUUCCUCCUUCGAUUCCAAGAACAAGUCUCACAACAAUCCUUCCUCCAGCCGCAGCUCCCUCGGUAGCCCUACCACAUCUUACAUCUCCGACUCUGCCUCUUCCCGUGCCUCCAAUCGUCCUUCACCACCGAAGCCAGCUAUCAAAGAAUCCUCACCUCCAGCUCCGAAGCCUCGACCAUGUGUACGAUUCUCCAAAGCUCCAAUCAUCUUGAAUGAAGGCCCCGAACGUCGACACUCUGAACCACGGCCAGCAUCACGACCUGCGCCGCCUCCAGAGCCGGUGAAACAAGGUCCAGCACUAUCAGCUGUUGACCUGAAAUGGGGUACACUUUUCGAUGAUAGAGGCGAGCCGACUAAGAGACUUGGUCAGGUUCUCAGAGGAAUCGCCAACUAUUUGAUCUCUGAAUACAGCCCUCACAACUCACUUGUCGUCACUCCAGAAAAGCUCAAUGCAUUCUAUCUCGAAUACAAGCUUGACACAGAGACGUUUCCCUUUCAGCAAAUCUUUGACUGUCGACCACACGGAGCUCUUGAUAACCUAGAAACACUCUAUCAACACCUCCGAUGUGAGAAUCACCUCAUCCAAAGACGCCCUGGAGGCAUGCCACACAUCCCAUCCCUCACGCCCGCUGGUUUCGAGCGUUGGAUGACAUGUCAGCUCCGUGCAUUCCCAGAUCAAGAAGCCAAGCGUCUUAACCACAUCAUGACCGAUCUUCCCAUCACAGCUGAUGGCGUUCUUGUCGAUGACAAACCAGAGCGUUUACCGAAGCAGAUUUCUCGACACCUUCUCCCGGCAACUCGACAUCGAGAGACUCAUGAUCUUGUGGUUGAUGCUAUUGCGGGAUGGAUUAAACAUACUGAAGAGAACGAGUCUGAUUACAGACGUACUUCUUCUGAGGAUGUUUAUAAGAUUAAGGAGGAGAAGUUGGGACGGUAUAGACCUGAUGACUAUCGAGAGCGUGAGAAGUAUCGACGAGGAUCUAAGGAUAACCACAGACAAUCGCCAUUAUCCUCCUCCAGCCGUUUUGUCUCCCGCGUCGGUUCAGACAGCACCAUCCGUCCCUCAAAGGACUCCCCUGUAUCUUCCAGCUCAAGCCACAGAGCCAGAAGUCCUGUGUCAAACCGUUAUCGUCACUCGGCAUCUGCCAUCGACAGCAGCUCCAGCACUGUCGAUGCCUACGAUAUACCCUCAUCCAGUCAUCGCAACAGCCAUCCCGCCAGCAGCAGCCGACGCAGUCGGGACAAAGAGUAUAGAUACUCUUCAAGCCCCAAGUCAAAGUCUCCGAUUGAAGCAACUCCACGAAUUCUGCCCCGUCGAGAUGCUGAUCGUCGAUCAAGCUUGAUCUUUGAAGAGACGGGUAAGGAUCCUAGUGGCAUAACUUACGAUGAGUAUCUACGGAUGAAUCAACGACCGAUGAGAAAUGCCGUCGUAGAUGAUGGUGGACACUAUCGCACUACUUACUGAAAAGCAAAAAAUCUUCAUGAACAUCUUUUUUAUUUUAUUUUUCUUUUUC